Larimichthys crocea (large yellow croaker) is the source of this 4304-nucleotide messenger RNA. Its product is annotated as voltage-dependent T-type calcium channel subunit alpha-1I. Bases 68 to 3994 code for a protein of 1308 amino acids. The transcript is spliced from 31 exons. The record is from RefSeq and is a predicted model, not a curated record. Gene Ontology annotation, cellular component: neuron projection; voltage-gated calcium channel complex; voltage-gated sodium channel complex. Gene Ontology annotation, molecular function: voltage-gated sodium channel activity; low voltage-gated calcium channel activity. NCBI's taxonomy places the organism in Eukaryota, Metazoa, Chordata, Actinopteri, Sciaenidae. Gene Ontology annotation, biological process: membrane depolarization during action potential; calcium ion transmembrane transport; positive regulation of calcium ion-dependent exocytosis.
AUUUUAUGGCGUGUGACGUUUUGACUUAACAUCUUCUUUCACGUGGUUGGAUUAUGGAUCCAGACUGAUGGUGCUACUCAGCUGUGCCGUCGCGUGCAUGUACAAGCCCUAUAAGGAGCCCUCAGACCUACUUAAGAUCUCGGAGCGUGUAACGUUCAUCUUCUUCAUAGUGGAGAUGCUCAUAAAGAUGGUGGCCCUGGGACUCUUUGGUCAUCGACAAAGUUACCUAAGCAACAAUUGGAACAAGUUUGACUUCCUAAUCAACUCUGUGCAUGUGGUAGAUUAUCUGCUGGCUUUCUGCGGCAUCAACUGGCAGAUCUCUAAACCGCUGGAGCCAUUGCGUCUGAUUGGUAGAAUACCGAGUAUGCGAGGCUUGAUGAAAGUCCUCUUAGACAUGGCGCCUAUGAUCUUAAAUGUUUUCUUCCUCUACGUCUUCAUCAUCAUCGUCUUUGCCAUUGUGGGAGUCCAACUGUGGGCAGGGCAGCUUCGCAAUCGCUGCUUCCUGGGAGAGGACAUUAUCGGGAAGUACAAUGUGUCCAUAAGUCCAUACUACAAGCCCAAGGACAAAUACGUGUUCAUCUGUUCACCUGACGGCCUGCACGGGGCGCGGCGCUGCAGUAAUGUACCACCUUACAUGCAGAAUGGGAAAGUCUGCUCACUGGCUGCUCCCGACCACGCUUUAGCUGCAAAUCACUCCUUACUGACGGCCGGUGGUGUCAGUGCUGACGCGUGCGUUAACUGGCACAUGUACUACAACGUCUGUCGCCCUGGGAUUCACAACCCUCAGAGGGGAGCCAUCAACUUCGAUAACAUCGGCUACGCCUGGUUGACCACAUUCCAGGUUGUCAUGCUGGAGGGAUGGACAGAGAUUAUGUUUUAUGUCAUGGACGCUUAUUGCUUUUGGAGUUUCAUCUUUUUCAUACCGGUCACCAUUAUGGGCUCCUUCAUCAUGAUGAACGUGUGCGCGGUCGUCAUCGUCAACCAGUUCUCAAAAAGCACACAGAGGGAUAAAGGAAAGCCGCCUGCUGCUGCUGCGUCCAUCGCAUGGCUCUGUGACAAGUUGGCCUCCUGUCUGCGGGUCAUCUCCUCUAAAUACAACAGUAGGCGACGCAGCGCGGAGCAUCCUAGCGACAGCGGCAGCAUGGAGAGUUCCUUUAUGGUUCACAUCUGGAUGCCGGUCAAGAGAAGACUGGAGUGCAUCGUGAACAGUACACUGUUCAACGAAGUGAUCGUGUUUGCCAUUCUCUUCAGCGUGGUCACCUUGGCCGUAGAGCACCACGGGCAGCCUAAGGCGUUUACACGGAUACUACAGGUCACUAACCUCGUCUUCGUCAUCAUAUUUAUUGUGGAAGUGGCCAUGAAGCUGCUGGUACUCUCAGGAGCGUACUUCUGGGACCCAAACAAUGUCUUUGACUUUUUUAUUGUCAUCAGCAGUGUGUGGGAGUUGAUCGCUAAAGCCGACAGCAGGUUGUCCAUUCUGCGUGCGUUUCGUCUGCUGCGGUUCGUGAGGCUGGUUAAAUCCCACCCUCACCUGAAGAGACAGCUGCUUGUGCUGAAGAGGACCAUAGAGGAGGCCGUCGUGCUCUGUGGGCUGCUGCUGGUCGGCAUGUUGGUUUUUAGUUUGCUGGGUAUGCAGCUGUUCGGGAAUAAAUUCAACUUCCAGACAAAGGAUGGAGUCACCUUCACCGACCGAAAAAACUUUGACACCAUACUCUGGUCCAUGGUCACUGUGUUCCAGAUUUUGACCCCGGAUCACUGGAAUCUGGUGCUAUACAACGGCAUGGCCGCCACCUCCCCCUGGGCUGCUCUCUACUUUGUCGGACUCAUUUUAUUCGGAAAAAAUAUUAUUCUUAAUAUACUUAUGGGCAUAGUGGUUGAGAGCUUCCAGGAAAGGCGCUCCAGUUCCGCUCUCUCUUCCUGCGCCGAUCUGACUCACUUGACCCCUUCAGGGGAAGGCGACAAUGAGGAAAAUUUCCAGCAUGCCAUCAGUGGAGACUGCUCUCCCUCUGGUCUUAGGCCCAGCAGAUCUACUGAGAUUAACACAGAGGAAGAGACGGACACCAAUGAGAGAUCUUUGAGCCUGAUACAAAGAGUGCUCCGCUGGUGCAAAGAGCAUGAAGACUGGUCACUCUACAUACUGUCUCCACAGAACAGGCUACGUGUCUGUUGCCAACGUGUGAUGUCUCACACAAUGUUUGACCACGUGGUUCUGUGCUUCAUUCUCCUAAAUUGUAUCACCAUUGCUAUGGAGAGACCUGGAAUAGCCCCUAAAAGUGUGGAGCGACAGAUCAUUGAUACGUCCUGUUACGUGUUCUCCACCAUCUUCAUGAUAGAGAUGUUCAUCAAGGUCCUGGCUCUCGGUUUGGUGUUUGGGAAGGAGAGCUACUGCCACUCUCCCUGGAAUACCAUGGAUGGUCUGCUGGUGGUUCUCUCUUUAGUCCACGCCCUUGUGUCUCUGGCCAGCAGCGGCAUGAAAAAAAAGCUGGGAAUCCUGAAGGUUUUGCGCCUGCUGCGCGCACUUCGCCCACUGAGGGUUAUUAAGCGAGCACCGAAACUGAAGCUGGCCGUGGAAGCUCUGAUCGCCUCAGUUAAACCCAUCGGGAACAUCGUUCUCAUCUGCUGCACUUUCUUCUUGUUCUAUGGCAUCCUCGGAGUGCAGCUGUUUAAAGGGAAGUUCUUCUACUGUGCGGGUAAGGACACGAGAAACAUCACCAGCAGGUCUGAGUGCCUGUCAGCCAACUAUCAGUGGGUACGAAAGACGUACAACUUCGACAACCUGCCUCAGGGUCUGUUAACGUUGUUCGUAAUGUUCUCUAAGGACAACUGGGUGAGCAUCAUGCAUGACGGACUGGAUGCUGUUGGAGUAAACAAACAGCCCGUGCAGAACUACAAUGAGUGGAUGCUUCUCUUUUUUAUCUCCUUCAUGGCCAUAAGCUUCGUUCUGCUCGACAUGUUCAUCGGCGUGAUGGUGGAAACCUUUUACCAGUGUCAGCAGAAGCAAAAAAUUCAAAAUAGAUUGUUACAAGAGGAGGAAGCGGCGAUGAGAGGAGGUGAAAUGCAGGUUCAGGAGCCCGAGCGGCCGUAUUACACACACUACUCUCCCAUGCGUCGGUCAAUCUAUGAUCUGUGUGUCAGCGACUUCCUGGACUACUUCAUGACAGCCAUAGUUUUCAUCAGUGUCUUGAUGAUGGCUUUCGAGCACUAUAAUGAACCUGAGUAUAUAGAGAGAUUUGUAGAGUACUCCUAUUAUGUCUUCACCGCCAUCCUGGUAAUGGAGGUCCUGCUGAAGCUUGUGGGAUUUGGCGUCCUGAGGUUCUUCACAAUAGGGUGGAAUCUGCUGGACAUUGUUGUCGCCUUGAUUUCUGUCAUCAGCAUCGUUUUAGAAAAGACGUUUCUAAAAGUAUUACCCUUUAAUCCCAGCAUCCUGAGAGUCUGCAGAGUACUCCGACUGGCACAAGUGCUGAAAGCCAAAAAGAUCAGACUUCUGCUAAAAACCAUCAUCAAGACAAUAGCACAGGUUGAAAAUAUUAUUCUGCUCUUCGCGUUCUUCUUCUUUAUCUACGCUGUGCUGGGAGUGGAGCUCUUUGGCAGGCUUUCAUGCAGUGAUGAUAACCCAUGUUACGGUUUACACCGGCACGCCAACUUCAAGCAUUUUGGGAUGGCCCUGUUGACGCUCUUCCAAGUGUGCACCGGAGACAACUGGAGCGGGAUUAUGAAAGACACGUUGAGGUCGUGUCGUCCUGGUGACAGCGGCUGCCUGAGUUACCUGCACUGGGUCUCUCCCAUCUGCUUCACCAGCUUUGUGGUCAUGGGGCAGUUUGUGCUGGCCAACCUGGUGGUGGCAGCGAUCAUGCAAGCGCUGGAGGACAGCAACGAGUUACAGAGCAAGACCAUUUACCUUCCGUCUCAGGAAGGACACGACGCCUGCCUCCAGGACGGUGAGGUGGACGAGGAAGAAGAAAACUGGUUUGAAGCCACUAGUUCCCUUAAAUGAUUUCAUUAUAUAAUGAUAAAAUACUGAUACUGACACUAUCUUUAUUUAAUUGUUAUAUGUGUAAAUAGGAUAUGUAUAUGUUGCACAUGAGUGUGAUUUGAAUCCACAUGGGUGCUAUCAAUUGAAUGAAUUUGACAUUUUCUAUAUUGAUCUUUGUUUUAUUGUUAUUGUAAACAACAUGCAUAUGUUGUAUGUGACGCUGUUUAUUUUAGAUGCAUAUAGAUGUAUAUGUGUGUAUUGAUCGUUUUAUACUCAUACCUUUGAGCGGUUGUACAAACUGCUGGUGUUGAUUUUAUUUGAAUAAAAUGAU